Messenger RNA from Colletotrichum destructivum, 1932 nucleotides. RefSeq lists its product as uncharacterized. The record is from RefSeq and is a predicted model, not a curated record. The coding region runs from base 1 to 1932 and encodes 643 amino acids. NCBI's taxonomy places the organism in Eukaryota, Fungi, Ascomycota, Sordariomycetes, Glomerellales, Glomerellaceae. The transcript is spliced from 5 exons.
AUGGACCAAGGGAAUCCCACGCAAGAGGCCUCACCACAGCCCGCCUUCCGAGUUCACUCGCCCGCCGUAGACUUCAUCGAGAACAGGUCACACCAUUACCACCCAGCAUUCGACCCUCGCUAUGUCCAGUUCAAUUCUACUCAAAGACAAUUUAUCCCCAGAAUACAACAUCCCUUCGACGAGUUGUUGCCUCAGAGCAUGAUGCAACCAGCUGUCGCGGCGCCUAGCCUCCUUUCUUUGCCUCAACAAUCGCCACGGCCAGGACCCGGCGCCGUGAAUGACAUGUUGUUUUGGCACGAAAUCUUCCCCAGGGCAAUGGAAACGUUGAGAGAAGAUCCCACCCCAUGCCUGAUCAAGGACCCGGCGUGGGAUAUCCGGCGCUUUGCGACGUGGGCCGAUGUUCAGACCAAGUUGGACAUGGCCCGGCAGAGAUACGACUUUCAUCUUGGUCCACAGCAAGUAGGGAGGUUCAGAAGAAAAGUCCGAAGCGUCUUGAGCGACCACACGGUGAAAUUGCAACAGGCUGCAAAGCUUAUACCGGAAAUGGACGUCUCUAAGCCUAUUAUAGGCGCCAUCAAAGUCGUGCUAGAUGCCUAUCGCCAAGUAUCAGAAGUCAGAGAGGAGGUGACAACCAGUUUUGAUGACUUGCCCGAGGCAUUCGAGAAGAUGGACUUUUACCUCCAGACGUACCGCAAAGAUGAAAACAUUGUAUCUGCGUCAUGCAAUCUGGUUUGCGCCAUCUUCCGCGCUAUUGAAAACGCCAUUGCAUUCUACACUAGCCAUCAGGCCAAAAGAGCCAGCAUGGCUGUUCUCUCGGGUUCGGAUUAUCAGAAGACUCUACUUCAGAGUCUUCAUGAUGUCAAGAGCCGCUGCGACUCCUUGGAAAGUCAAGCCCACAUGUCCCUCGCUCAUCGAGUUACCAGCGACAACUCCCAGAUGAUGGAUCAGAACGCGGUCAUGCAGCAUGUCCUCGGAUCCAUCCAUAAAGACGUGCGAAUCAACAACCUCGGAAUGCUUUACUUCGCAGACUUGUUCAACAAGCUUUAUCCGCUUUUGAGUGGACUUGAACAUGCCAGAGGACCUGCUUCGCCCAUGAGGAGAAGCCCGUCUCCGUUGCCGCAGCUCAUGAACGAGGAGCCGUUCUGGUCCCCCCAAGACAUCUGGGUCCGUCUGCGUAUCCCGGCCAUAGACGAGGAAGACCUUCGGUUUGUCGCGGACAACACAGAGCUGAUGCUUCACCAGGAGAGAGGCAGGGCACAACAAAUUCUGGGGACACAUCAGUUCCAAAAAUGGAUGGCUUCAAGCGGCUCUGCUAGGUUGCUCGUCUAUGGCGACUUCCGGCCUCCAUUCGAUAUCUCACCCCUAUCUGUGAUCUGCACCCUCCUGACACACACGUUCAGAAAUUUGGGCAGCAACUACCUUGCUCUCGUGUUCUUUUGCGGUCAACAUCAGAUUUGGGACGCGCAUCGAGGAGGCUCGGCAAUCAUUCGGUCACUCAUUGAGCAACUGUUGCGUCAAUGUCCACUUGGUCCCAUUCGACCAGACCCAAGGAUGUUUUUAGAAGACCUCGAACAAGAAGACCUCGGGGCUCUGUGCGAGGUGUUCAUCUUGUUGUUCCGACAACUUCCAUCACAUACGCAGGUGUUUUGUUUUGUGGACGGCAUCAGCAUAUAUGAGACUGAACAAUACCUCGAUGGAGUGGAUGCCGUCAUCAUGAGCUUGAUAGGCGUGGUAGAGCAAGGCGGCUAUAAGGGCUGGCCUUCCUUGAAACUGCUUAUCACUAGCCCCCAGCCGACAGUGGAGGUCAGAAAAGUCUUCGACCCAGAGCCAGACACAUUACUCUGUAUGCAGGGUCUAUCUGUUGUGGAUGUUGGCAUGGGAGUAGUCGGCCUUCAGGAACAGCUGGCAUUGGGUAUGAGUGGGUUUAACUAG